UCAUUUCCCUCUCUUCAGUAGUGAUGAAUUGGCUCUAUCACCACCACUGAAUAAGCUCAGACGCUCAUAGUAUAUUGGGUUUUUUUCUUCUUCGAUAUUUUUCUCAUUCUCAAGUUCUACGCUGAGUUCUUGGCUCUUGAAGCUGCAAAGGAGGAGCUAGGGAUGAAGAACAUAUUUUAGCUGUAGACUACUAACUUGACUUUUUUAUUUCAAGCGAAUAUGACACCUGUAAUGCCAUGUUCUAUAAGCGGCGCUUCACUUAUUCCUGGAACUGCAUUUACAACAAGGAAGAACAAUCGUUUGGCAAGAUUUAGUUCGUCAAGGAAGCCCACAAAACUUGCACCAUCCACCCAGAAGUAUCUUCUAUCUGUGUCAACUUCUAUUAAAUUGUUCCCUCAAUAUAGCAGGGGAUGUUCUUUACAUCAUAUAUCUGGAAUCCAGAGAUUAUCAGCCACAGGAACUGAUGUGGCAGUGGAAGAACCAGAUUCACCCAUCGUAGAUGAAGAUUCUGGUGGAGCAUCAGAAGUUCCAACUGGUGCGGUUGGAAGUGGUGAAAGUUCCUCCAAUGAAUCAGAAGCCAGUCCUGCCUCAACUACGUCAAGACGAACAAGACCUGUUAGGAAAAGUGAGAUGCCACCUUUAAAGAAUGAAGAACUGGUUCCUGGUGCAACUUUUACAGGGAAAGUAAGAUCAAUCCAGCCAUUUGGUGCUUUUGUUGAUUUUGGAGCUUUCACCGAUGGCCUGGUGCAUGUUUCCAGGUUGAGUGAUAGCUACGUUAAAGAUGUUGGGAGUAUUGUUUCUGUUGGGCAAGAGGUGAAGGUGAGAUUAGUUGAAGCAAACACCGAAACUGGACGGAUUUCUCUCUCUAUGCGUGAAAGUGAUGAUACUAGUAACCUCAGGCAACAGAAAGAUGGUCCUGCUAGUGGUGAUAAGGCAGGACCUGCCAAAAGGAAUGUUUCAAAGCCCAGCCAAAGGAGAGGUGACGCGAGGAAAAGCUCAAAAUUUGUCAAGGGGCAGGACCUAGAGGGCACAGUGAAGAAU
Corylus avellana is the source of this 1041-nucleotide messenger RNA. The record is from RefSeq and is a predicted model, not a curated record. NCBI's taxonomy places the organism in Eukaryota, Viridiplantae, Streptophyta, Magnoliopsida, Fagales, Betulaceae.